AUGGCAGGUGAUACUACCACGCUGUCAUGGAAAGUGCCCACCCCUGGCGCCGAUGGGCCGAAGAGCCCUGUGUUUGCCCUUGCUGGAGAUGGAGGAGCUGUGAAAAUCCUCAAAGUGUGCUUUAGCAGCAGCAACAACCUGAAGAACUUCAAACUUGUCAAGUGUGAUAGCUCUUGGAAAAUAAGGGCCAUCAUCCAGUCAAUUCUGAUUAGUGGUCGUUUAGGGCCAAAUGUGCAGAAUGCAGGCUGUUUUGGUCUAAGACUCAAACACCUGAAGUCUGAGGAGCAUCACUGGCUGCACCCUGACCUGACUGUAGGAGAGGUGGAGCAGCGCUAUGAGAAACUCCAUUUAGAGGCAGAGUGGAGGUAUGACCUAAGGAUUCGCUAUAUACCAGCUAAUUACCUGGAGAAGUUGAAAGAAGACAGAACUUCAUUAUUAUAUCUCUAUCACCAGGUUCGCAGUGACUACAUGCAGCAGUAUGCCAGUAAAGUCAGUGAGGGCAUGGCACUCCAGCUGGGAUGUCUGGAGAUCAGGAGGUUUUACAAAGACCUAAAUGACAAAGGUCUUGAAAAGAAGUCCAAUUUUGAAUUGUUAGAAAAGGAAGUUGGUCUUGACCUUUUCUUCCCACAGAAACUAAUAGACAGUAUGAAGCCUAAGCAGCUGAAGAAGUUGAUCCAGCAAACCUUUCAGCAGUAUGGUACACUCAAAGAGGAAGAGUGCAUGUUCAAGUUCUUUAAGACCUUUGGUGAAUUUAUUAACUUUAAUGAAGAAGUUUUCCCUUGUGAACUAGUGCAAGGGUGGAGUCUAGCAGUGGAUUUAGUUAUUGGAGCAAGAGGUAUUCGUCAACGCACACAAAAAGAUUUAUCGACAGUCUGUCUAGCAGAAUUUAAACAUAUCAAAAGUAUCAAGUGCACAGGACAAAGUGAUGGAAAAGCUUUGCUAGACAUUGAUAUAAAGGGAGCCAAACAGCCUCUCUCUGUCAAUGUGCCUACAAUGGCAAUAGCAGAGAACAUGGCAGACCUGAUUGAUGGCUACUGUCGGUUUGAAAACAACACAGAGUCAUCAGUAAUAUCUCGGCCCAAUAAAAGUAAGCUGAAAAAUGUCGAGCUUCGUAAUUCACUUCCUGCAAUUCCCUCAAGUAUGCUGUCUAAACCGUCAAAUGAUACUGAGCGUCACAGCAGGAACUCUGAUAUAUACUGUGAAAUACUGGAUGAAAAACCACCUCCUCCUGUGAAAUAUGGAAUCUCGAGGAAGUCCAUUGUCCUGGGACGGAUUUUGGGCUCAGGAUUUUUUGGAGAGGUCUAUGAAGGAAUUUAUAAAAAAGAGAAUGGGGAGAAGACCAAUGUGGCAGUGAAAACCUGUAAAGAGUGCUCACCUGAUGUCUUGGAGAGAUUUAUGAGUGAAGCAGUUAUCAUGAAAAAUCUGGACCACCCUCAUAUAGUGAAACUAAUAGGUAUUAUAGAGGAAGAACCAGUGUGGAUUGUCAUGGAACUUUACCAGCAUGGAGAGCUUGGGAACUACUUAAGCAAAAACCAGAAAACCUUAACCAAUGUCACAUUAGUCCUGUUUAGCUUGCAGAUUUGCAAAGCUCUGGUCUACUUACAGGGAAAGAACAUGGUGCACAGAGACAUUGCUGUGAGGAAUGUGCUUGUUGCAGCACCAGAUUGUGUAAAGCUAGGUGACUUUGGGCUGUCCAGAUACAUAGAGAAUGAGGAAUAUUAUAAAGCCUCUGUUACUCGAUUGCCAAUCAAAUGGAUGGCCCCAGAGUCCAUUAACUUCCGACGCUUCACCACUGCCAGUGAUGUAUGGAUGUUUGCUGUCUGCAUGUGGGAGGUAAUGAGUCGUGGACAGCAGCCCUUCUUUUGGCUGGAGAACCGGGAAGUGAUUAAUCAGCUGGAACAGGGCAUUAGGCUCCCCAAACCAGAGCUGUGCCCUCCUGCUCUGUACUCGCUCAUGACCUGCUGCUGGAGCUAUGACCCGAGCGAAAGACCCAGCUUUACUGAGCUCGUCUGCAGAAUUAAUGAUGUACAUAAAAUGGAAAAGGAGUUGGAAGUGGAAAAGGAGCGAGACAGAAAUCGAGUCACCAAGUUUCUGGAGCCUAACAUCAAGUUCAACUUCAGUGAACCUCCGCCAAAGCCUUCAAGACUGAACCCUGGACGAUUUGGGAAUACGCUCAGCAUCGGUCUGCAUAUACAGCUGAAUGAGGCAUUGUGUGCAAGUUCUCCAGACCUGGCUAGUCCCUGUGACUAUCAGUCUCCUGUAGACUCCACCAACAGCCUCUCAAUUCUCAGCAUGCCUGCUCGGCGCCUCAGUUUUACGGAAGGGGAGUUCAGCCCAGGGCCGUCAAGUGUGGAGGACGCACAGCGCCUGUGGCAGUUAGAGAAGGAGCGUUUGCAGGAGACUAUUAAGAAACAAAAAGAGGAGAUGGUGGAGGACAAACAUUGGUUGGAUAAAGAGGAAAAACUUCUGGCUCCUAAUGUGAAUGGGACCACUGUAGUGGAGUUGGCACCAGACCCCCAGCCUAAUAAUGCUGAUCUUCAGAAGGCCCCUGCAAAACCUCCAAGAAUUUCAGUGCAGCCGGCCCCUACAGCAGAGCUGGACCGCUCUGAGGACAAGGUGUACCAGUGUGUAAUGGAUCUGGUUAAAGUGGUUGUGCAGCUGAAAAAUGAUGUGAACACUCUGCCAUCCACAGAGUACAUAGCCAUAGUCAAGUCUGUUGGAUUGACACUGCGGGAUCUGAUUUCCAGUGUAGACGAAGUUCUUCCAUCUCUGCAUGGAGCCAUUAGGACAGAGAUUGAAGGUACCCAGAAGCUGCUGAAUAAGGACAUGGCAGAGCUGAUCAGUAAGAUGCGGCUGGCUCAGCAGAACUCCAUCACCUCUCUUAAGGAGGAGUGCAAAAAGCAGAUGCUGGCAGCAGCCCACACACUGGCAAUGGAUGCCAAAAACCUGCUAGAUGCUGUGGAUCAGGCAAGGGUGCGUGCUAAUAUAGCCAAACCCAAACCUGAGGAUGCAGUCCCCUCUGAUACAGACUAAAGAAAAAGUGAGUUUUGUCAGUGUAAGAAUUUUUCAGCAAUAGUUUCCUGGAUGCUGAUUAGCCCUGAAAUCCAUUACUGGUUUAAAAUAGGAUGCAUACUACUUAUACUACGUCUCAUUUAAAGCACCAUAUACUGUAUAUCACACAGUACAGCCCAUACAAGUGUGUGGACUUGUAUGCAAAAUCCACUAGUGCAAUGAGCAGUAUUAAAUUCAGUGCCACUGUCUGACUAUGUGUGGUAUCCACAUAAUUUAAUCUCUCAUUUCAUCUCUUUUUUACAUUUCUUUUUUCAUCAUGGUCAGGGCUGCAGUGAAACACUAGAUGUAGGACAAAUACACGUAUUACACUUUGGAUGGGGCAUCAAUCUAUCUCAGAGC
Molecule: messenger RNA, 3411 nt
Organism: Trichomycterus rosablanca
Lineage: Eukaryota; Metazoa; Chordata; Actinopteri; Siluriformes; Trichomycteridae
Gene: ptk2bb
Product: protein tyrosine kinase 2 beta, b
Exons: 30
Coding region: 1-3033 (1010 amino acids)
Biological process (GO): signal complex assembly; protein phosphorylation
Cellular component (GO): cytoskeleton; focal adhesion
Molecular function (GO): ATP binding; protein tyrosine kinase activity
Source: RefSeq, a predicted model, not a curated record